This is a messenger RNA of Chanos chanos (milkfish), 1149 nucleotides long. RefSeq names its product programmed cell death 2 (gene pdcd2). The record is from RefSeq and is a predicted model, not a curated record. Bases 6 to 1085 code for a protein of 359 amino acids. The transcript has 6 exons. Gene Ontology annotation, cellular component: cytoplasm; nucleus. NCBI's taxonomy places the organism in Eukaryota, Metazoa, Chordata, Actinopteri, Gonorynchiformes, Chanidae.
GAGACAUGAUGGCAGAGAGUACGGAGAGUACCUCUGACAGGGAAACCGGUGUUGUUUUAGGAUUUUUAGAGGAAGCUGAGCCAUGGCAACUUUUGGCUUCCCAGUUUCCAAGCAAAGUAGGGGGUAAACCAGCGUGGCUGAGUCAAGUGGAUCUGCCCGCUCUCCCGGAAUUAACUUGCGAGAAAUGCAACCUUCCACAAGUUUUUCUUUUGCAGGUUUAUGCUCCGAUUGCUGGAUACGAACGAGGUUUUCACAGGACGCUAUUUGUGUUCUGCUGCAGGACACCAUCCUGUUACACACGAAACGACAAUCUCUGUUUUAAAGUGUACAGAAGUCAGCUACCAAGAAGAAAUGACUUUUAUCCAUAUGACCCUCCACCUGACGAGAAGCCCGUUGAGAUUGAGGGUGAGCAGCACACACUCAGUUCUGGAGUAAAACUGUGCCGGUUAUGCGGCUGCCCAGGGCAAAAAGCAUGCUCUCGGUGUCACACCGUUACCUACUGCAGUAAAGAACACCAGACCAUAGACUGGAAGCAGAGACACAAGGCUGAAUGUUGUAAAGUUCCUCCAGGCGCGGAUAUAUCAAAUACUUUUCUGUUUCCUGAGUUGGAACUGGUCACAGAACCCGAGGAACUUCCAACAAAGGACAAAGACUCACCUGAAGCUGUCAAACUGGAGCAAGAGAGUAUUCAGUGCUCAAAUGACGGUUUGGAGGAAAGUGAACUUGAAGGUAUGGCUCUGCAUGAAUCUAAGGACAGUAAAAUGUUUCAGAAGUUUAAGGAACGGAUUGCUGCAGACCCUCAUCAGGUGUUGCGGUAUUGCAGAGGUAGCUCUCCACUUUGGGUGUCAUCUGAACAUAUGGCCAGUGAAGAGGAAAUUCCCAAAUGCUCAUGUGGUGCCAAACGGAUCUUUGAAUGUCAGAUCAUGCCCCAGUUACUGAAUCACCUCAAGGUAGACACCCUGGACGCCAGCAUUGACUGGGGAACACUGGCCAUCUACACAUGUGCUGACAGCUGUGACCAAGGCAACAGAUACUCCCCAGAAUUCAUUUGGAAACAAGACUUUGCAGUGGAGCAGUCUGUUUAAAAUUGAAUACUUAAAAAAGGACAACAUAGUUAGCAUUUGUAAAGAAAACAAUUAGUGACUGACA